Messenger RNA from Soboliphyme baturini, 285 nucleotides. The record is from the annotation of a GenBank genome assembly. NCBI's taxonomy places the organism in Eukaryota, Metazoa, Nematoda, Enoplea, Dioctophymatida, Soboliphymatidae.
AUGCUGUUCAACUUCCGGGACAUCCCAAGGCUAUUUACGUUCGUAUUCAACGACCAGCAGAUCGCUGCCGAAUGCCGGACGCUUGUGAGGGUGUUGUCUGAUCGAAGUUUCGAGGACAUCGAGUCAGAGCCGAACAUUCGCUUCCAAGUCGCCAAACACCACUCAGCAACGACGAGUGGCGGACGGUCUUCAGCUAGGGUCAUGACAAGCAGGGUGAUCGUCGAAAUGAUUCGCAUAUCAUUUGUUGGUUUAUUUUCAAAGUUUAUCAUAUACAUUAUGCCAUAA